AUGGCAAUUGGCGCCACCACCACCGCCUUCACCUCAAUCUCCGCCAGCACAACUCUAUCUUCACUCGUAUUAUCCUCUAUCUUCCGCCGGAGCUUCUCCGCCCCUAUAAACCUCAAGUACCCUUUAGUCGCCAAGCGCUCGCUCUUCAGGAGCAUCCGCAAGUACCACGCCGUCAAUGCCGUAAACAAAAACUUAAGCUUCGAAUCUCCUUCAUCUCCAGAUGUUAUCUUGAAAUCUUCAUCUCCAAAUUCCGAUAAUUGCUAUCCUCCAUACGUUCGUCUUCUUCCUUGCCCUUCUCAGAAUGGACCUCCGAGGGUCGAACAUUUGGUUGUUUCAGAAGGCGGACCUGCACUUGGGUAUAUAAGUAAAGCUCUUGAUCUCCCACCACUAUUUGUUGCAGAUCUUAUUCGUUUUGGAGCUGUUUUUUAUGCUCUUGUAUGCCCGGACCCACCCGCAACUGCUACACCUGAGCAAAUCAAAAUGUUUAAGAAAUACACAGACCCGUUAUUUCUGAGGCAAAGAUCGUCUAUUAAAGGGAAGACAAAACGAGAAGCUCAAAAAACUUUCCGGAUAACUCACGCGGAUGAGUUUGUCGAAACUGGAACUUACUUACGAGUGCACGUGCACCCAAAGCGCUUUCCGAGGUGUUAUGAAAUCGACUGGAAGUCUCGAAUCAUUGCUGUGACUGAAAACUAUGUUGUUUUAGAUAAACCUGCGGGCACAUCGAUUCGAGCACAACUGGCUGCUUGUGGGGCUCCCUUAGUGGGUGACUCGAUGUAUAUGCCAGCUGCCAUUGCUGAGGCUAACUGCCCGGGAUUGAACCCGUUUGGCAAGCACAACCAAAACAAGUAUGAUGAAGACGACGAGGCUAAAUCACUAGCUGUCGAAGAAUGGAUUGCCUGUCAUGGCAAGGAGCCGACUGUUGCUAUUGGCCUUCAAGCGUGUUAUAUAUCAUGGGACGAUAACGGGCCCCACACUUACGAGGCUGGUUCACCAUGGUGGAGGUAA
Molecule: messenger RNA, 1008 nt
Organism: Striga hermonthica
Lineage: Eukaryota; Viridiplantae; Streptophyta; Magnoliopsida; Lamiales; Orobanchaceae
Source: the annotation of a GenBank genome assembly